Molecule: messenger RNA, 1498 nt
Organism: Solanum stenotomum
Lineage: Eukaryota; Viridiplantae; Streptophyta; Magnoliopsida; Solanales; Solanaceae
Product: protein LAX PANICLE 2
Exons: 4
Coding region: 189-1334 (381 amino acids)
Biological process (GO): multicellular organism development
Source: RefSeq, a predicted model, not a curated record
UAUAUAUUAUUACUAGAAAAUUUUCUUCUACUGGUCAAUGGAUAUCUCUAUCUCCAUUAUUUCAAGAAAACAUGUUUUUUCUUCCCAAAAAUAUCACUAAAACAUAUCUCUCUUCUUAUUUCUAUGGCUUACAUUAAAGAGAUCAAGGUAAUUUUCAGCGAUAUCUCUUUCUUCUCGAGGAUAUCAACAUGACUAUGAUCAAUCCUUGUGAAAACAUUUCUAGAGAGAAUUUAAUUCGAAGGAGUACUAGUGUUUAUGGUUUUGGUUUAGGUGAUUACGAGAGUAAUUUUAAUCUUAUGACCCGAUUAGAUGCAGAAGAUGAUGAGGAAUAUUAUGUGCAACGAGAUAAUUCAUAUGUUUUAGGGUCGGAUCUAGCAGUAAUGGCUGAAGAUGAGUCAAGAACCGGAAGUAUUAAUGAAACUGGUUCGAGUUCCAAAGAUAACAACAAUGAUAAUACUAACAACAAAAACCACAAGGAAGAGGAAGACGAAGAGGAAAAAGGGUGGCUUCAGUUAAGUAUUGGUGGGCAUACGUAUAUGCCCACCAGUAAUAAGCCAGAAGAGAAUUCUAGAAGAUCAACAGGUGGAAGUGGAUUAGUGGAACUUGAUCUAUUGCCAACUGUUAGUUCCCAACAAGGGAAACCAACAGUACAUAUAAAUGAAUUUCGAGCACCACCACCACCAUUACCACCUCGAAGAUAUCAACAACAGUUUCUGACUACUAGUACUGCUACUACUACAUCAUCGUCUUUGUUUUUACAACAAUAUCCAGGGAUGGGUGUAGGAAGUAGUUCUACGACAAUGUUUCCACAACAACAAGAGAUUAUUAAUUGGGGUUUUAGACCUAUGACCGCGCCAAUCCAACAGAAUAUGAAUCUGUCUCUAGUGUCAUCCGGUUCACAUUUUGGUCCUGGACCAUUCCCAAUACUGGGAGGGGUUCCAGGACCAAGUUCUAUAGAUUUUCGGGUUGUUCAUCCACCUCGAAGACCACAUUCUGGGUUAUGGUUUUCGCUACUACCAUCCUCAAACCAAACAAAAGAACCCUUUUUGCCACAAAUAUCCAAGAGCUACCUUAGGAUCAAAGAUGGGAGGAUGACAAUACGACUAGUCUUGAAGUAUUUGGUCAAUAAGCUACAAUUGGAAAAUGAAUCAGAGAUAGAGAUAACAUGUAGAGGCCAACAACUCCAACCAUUCUUGACUUUGCAACAUGUUAGAGAUCAUAUAUGGACUACUACUACUAAUGCUGCUGACAAUAUCCUCACUUUGCUUCCUUCAGAAACUUCUAAUCAUGUCAUGGUUCUACAUUAUGCUAGAACAAUUGCUCCUCAAAAUUAACAUGCCACAAAUACCUCGACUUUUUUAUAACAAGUCCGAGUCAGAGUCAAAUAGUAAUGACUCAAAACAUUUCAUCUUACACUAUUUUCGGAAAUCCAAGGAUUUUAUCUAUGGAUAUGUAAAUUACAGGAUUUUCAAUCCUAGCAAAAAAGGAAGGGAAACAU